AUGGCUUCAGUACUCGGGAAGCGCAAGGCGCCAUCCGCCAACGUCUCUAAGAAACCCGCUCCCGCGACGGCGACGAAGAAGAGCAGUAGUUCCGCUUCCAAGGCGGCGGCGGCAACGACAAAAAAGCGCAAGACGUCAGGCGCGGUAAAGCCGCAAACGAGCCGGAAACCAGAGGCCGAGGCGCAAGAGGACGAGGCGACGAUGGACGCGCAAGAAAUUUUCAGACGGCACUUCGAGGCUGCGUUUGCGCCGCUGCCCGGGACAGCGGGAGCGAAGCGCAAGGCGAAGAAGGGCAGGGCGGCGGCGAUGGCUGAGGAGAGCGAGGAUGAUGAUGAUGAUGAUGACGAGGAAGAGGAGGAUUUGGAUGAGGAUGUCGGGGUUGACGACGAGGAUGGAUGGGGCGGUGUGUCUGAUGAAGACGAGGAAGACGACGACGAGGGAGAGAAUGUGGUUGAGGUGGUGGACCACAGCUCGUCCAAACCCCUCCCGGCGCCGAGCAUGUCGAAACGCGAGCUCAAAGCCUUCAUGUCCUCCAAACCUCCCUCCCAAACCGACCCGAACCCAACAACACCCGCCUCCGAAACCCCCGCCGACGAAGACGACGAAAACGACAAGUCGAUGCUCGCAAACGACCUCGCCCUCCAACGCCUCCUCUCCGAAUCCCACCUCCUCGCCAAACACAGCACUUCCUCCUCCACCUCCUCCGAGCCCAAAUCCUUCGCGGCCGGGAAACUCCGCCAGCGCCAGCUCGACAUGCGCAUGCAAUCCCUCGCCCCCGGCGUCGCCUCCCUCUUCAAGCAGGACAAGAUGCCCAUGGCCCAGCGCAAGGGCAUCGUCGCCAAGGCCGCGCAGCGCGAGACCACGCGCAGGAGGCAGGCAAAGGAGAAUGGCGUCGUGCUGGAGAGGGAGGCGCCCGCGCCCAAGAAGAAGAGCGGCGGCGGCAGGGGAGAGAGGAGCGUUGGCGGGCCUUCUGUGGGACGGACGUGA
Messenger RNA from Colletotrichum siamense, 987 nucleotides. RefSeq lists its product as uncharacterized. The transcript is spliced from 4 exons. The record is from RefSeq and is a predicted model, not a curated record. Lineage: Eukaryota; Fungi; Ascomycota; Sordariomycetes; Glomerellales; Glomerellaceae. Gene Ontology annotation, biological process: maturation of SSU-rRNA from tricistronic rRNA transcript (SSU-rRNA, 5.8S rRNA, LSU-rRNA). The coding region runs from base 1 to 987 and encodes 328 amino acids. Gene Ontology annotation, cellular component: nucleolus.